AUGGAAAGAUUUUUUAAAAGGAAAGCAUCAACACCUGAAUCGAGCUCUGCUCCUUGCGAAAUUGAUUUGAACGAUCUUCCUUGGGAUCCGGCCGAUAGGAAAAAGAUUUCGGAAUAUCAUCCUAAUCAAAGGGAUGAAAUAAGGAGAAAAUAUUUGCUUAGAGGACCUUGUCAACCACGGGGUCAUGCAUUUCCAAAGAAUUUGUCAGGAAGAUACGUAGGACAAUGUGGAAGUGAUGCUUUCGUGACAAAUGGUUUUAAUAGUUGGAAUAAAACGGAAAGACUUGGUCUUCAUGUCGGCGACAUCAAUAGUUUUCACAAUAGAGCACUUAAGAAAAGUAAAGAUCUAAUGAGCCAAGAUCGAUCUAUUGCUGUUGCCUUUCAUAAGCAAACUGAGAAGGAGAAGAAUGAGCACCGAAUACGAUUAGAUGCUUCAAUUAAGGUCUAUAGGUUCUUGUUGAAGAAUGCAUUGCCCUUUCGUGGUCACGAUGAAUCUGAAAUGUCUAUCUCUAAAGGCAUGUUUUUGAAAACAUUAGCCUUAAUUGGUGAUUGCAAUGAGGAUGUAGGAAUGGUGAUCAAUGUGGUGAAUGCUUCUUGCAAGCGUAAAGACAUGCUUCGACAAAGUUACAAAGAUAGAGUGCAAGAAGCAAUUGGUAAGUGUGAAAUUGAUACUGGAACAGGGAAAUGCCAAGAGCUUUCUCUUACACGAGCCGGAGAUACACGGUGGGGUUCUCAUUACAAAACCAUUUGGAGCUUGAUUGCUUUGUUUCCGAAUGUUGUUGAAGUGCUCCGGUAURUUGAAGAGGACGGGGAHAAUGGUUUUAGUCGCACUCAAGCAACUGCAAAUGGCAUUAAGGCUUUGAAUAUGGAAGACAGUUAUUCAAAAAACGGAAGACAAAUGACCAACAUAACCAAUUGUCAUUAUUACAAGUUUGAUAUUUUCAACACUGUUGUGGACAUGCAAAUUCAAGAGUUUGGGGAUCGAUUUAGUGAGGUAAGUACUGAAUUGCUUAAAAAUGUAGCAGCUUUGAGCCCAUGCGAUUCAUUUUCGCAAUUCAAUGUAUCAGAUUUAUUGAAGUUGAGUGAGUUGUAUCCUCAAGAUUUUAGUCAUAUGGAAAAGAUCGCUCUUGAGAAACAACUUAACAUGUACUAUUUGAUUGUGCGUCAAGAUGAAAGAUUUGCCAAUUUGAGUGGUAUUGCCGAGCUUGCUAGACUGCUAGUGGAAACAAAAAAACAUCAAACUUAUCCUCUAGUAUAUCGGUUAUUGAAGUUGGCCUUGGUUUUGCCAGUUGCUACUGCAACAGUCGAAAGAUGUUUUUCUGCUAUAAAGAUUGUGAAAUCAGAUUUGCGCAACAAAAUCGGUGAUGAAUUUUUAAAUGCUGCAAUGAUAUGUACUAUAGAAAAAAAAGCAUUUCUCGCAGUUUCAAAUGAUGAUAUAAUUACGCAAUUUCAAAAGAUGAAGAGUCGUAGGGCACAAUUAUAA
Cynara cardunculus var. scolymus (artichoke) is the source of this 1482-nucleotide messenger RNA. RefSeq lists its product as uncharacterized. The coding region runs from base 1 to 1482 and encodes 493 amino acids. Gene Ontology annotation, molecular function: protein dimerization activity. The transcript is spliced from 4 exons. The record is from RefSeq and is a predicted model, not a curated record. NCBI's taxonomy places the organism in Eukaryota, Viridiplantae, Streptophyta, Magnoliopsida, Asterales, Asteraceae.